GGGGCUUAUAAAAAGAGUACUUCCCCGUCAGAGUUCCUUAGAGAAGAGAUGGGCUCCAUCAUGGCAUUCCUCUUGCUCACCUGUGGUCUCUUACUAUUGUUGCCUGAAGCUGUGGUUGGUGGUGCCUGUGUCUGCCCAUUUAUUUACAACGGUAAAUCCUAUUCCUCUUGCACCAGGGAUGAUGCUCGUGCGAUGUGGUGUGCCACAGAAGUUGACCCUGACACGAAAGAAAUGAUCAAAUCUAAAUGGCAAUAUUGUACGAAUAAAGAGUAUGGAGGUAAUGAUAUUGGACGACCCUGUGUGUUCCCCUUUGUGUAUGAAGGCCAAACCUUCAACACCUGCAUAAAUAAAGAUUCGGGGGAUUACUGGUGUGCAACAACAAGGAACUAUGACAAGGACGGGAAAUGGAGCUUGUGUGCUGAUACCAGAAGUCCUCCAAGUGCCGGCUGUAAACGUCAAUGAUUCCUGUUAUCCAGUUUGGAUCACAACAGGUGGAUGGGUAAAUGAAAGACCACUGGGUGCGCCGACUAGAAGCCUUGCUUAGUGGGUUGUGCUGCCAAAUAAUUUAGAAGA
Zootoca vivipara (common lizard) is the source of this 573-nucleotide messenger RNA. NCBI's taxonomy places the organism in Eukaryota, Metazoa, Chordata, Lepidosauria, Squamata, Lacertidae. The record is from RefSeq and is a predicted model, not a curated record.